Molecule: messenger RNA, 2789 nt
Organism: Penaeus monodon (black tiger shrimp)
Lineage: Eukaryota; Metazoa; Arthropoda; Malacostraca; Decapoda; Penaeidae
Product: cell wall adhesin EAP1-like
Exons: 2
Coding region: 54-2132 (692 amino acids)
Biological process (GO): microtubule cytoskeleton organization
Cellular component (GO): microtubule
Molecular function (GO): microtubule binding; calmodulin binding
Source: RefSeq, a predicted model, not a curated record
UUCACUGUGGGAGGAAAAGGGAACCUGUACACUUGGGAUCCAGGAAUACCACCAUGAAGCUCCUCUUGGCUCAUUUAUUACUGUCGAUGGCCACUGUCAUUGUGGCGUCUCCCCUGUUACUGCAGAAGGUCCCCUCCAGCAGGAGUAUUAUUGCUGACGCCCCUUCAGGAAAUGUUAUCGAGAUCACUAACCAAGUACGGAUUCUGCCUGCUAGCCUUGCACUGAUUGAGGAUACUGAGAAUUCAGAGAUCCAGAUUACUCCAGACAACACUGGUGCGGGAGUCGAGAUACUUCCAGCUGGCAUCGAAACACGUCCUGGAGAUCUUGGCUCAGGCGUUCAGACCCUACCAGGAAGCCUCACUACUGGAGUAGAGACUCGCCCUGGAAACCUCGUCACAGGCGUUCAGACCCUCCCGGGAAGCCUCGCCACUGGAGUAGAAACUCGCCCUGGAAACCUCGUCACAGGCGUUCAGACCCUUCCAGGAAGCCUCGCCACUGGAGUAGAAACUCGCCCUGGAAACCUCGUCACAGGCGUUCAGACCCUACCAGGAAGCCUCCCGACUGGAGUAGAAACUCGCCCUGGAAACCUCGUCACAAUUCCAGAUCAAGUUGUUCCAGCUUCACACACAGUUGCUGAAACUCCCCUGGGAGAACUGCAUUUGAGCCUGAAAUGGGUCCCUGCAACACAAGAACAUUCCCCAGAUGAACCAUCGAAGGAAACCAGACCAGCUGUUCUUGAACCAUCAAAGGAAACCAGACCAGCUGUUCUUGAACCAUCAAAGGAAACCAGACCGGCUGUUCUUGAACCAUCAAAGGAAACCAGACCAGCCGUUCUUGAACCCUCAAAGGAAACCAGACCAGCUGUUCUUGAACCAUCAAAGGAAACCAGACCAGCUGUUUUAGAACCAUCAAAGGAAACCAGACCAGCUGUUCUUGAACCAUCAAAGGAAACCAGACCAGCUGUUCUUGAACCUUCAAAAGAAACUAGACCAGCUGUUGUGGAACCAAUUGAAACCAAACCAGCUGUUUUGGAACCAGUGGAGACAGUUUCAGGGAAUGAAAAUGUUCCAGCUACACACACAGUUGCUGAAACUCCCCUGGGAGAACUGCAUCUGAGCUUGAAAUGGGUCCCUGCAACACAAGAACAUUCCCUAGAUGAACCAUCAAAGGAAACCAGACCAGCUGUUCUUGAACCAUCAAAGGAGACCAGACCAGCUGUUCUUGAACCAUCAAAGGAAACCAGACCAGCCGUUCUUGAACCUUCUAAGGAAACCAGGCCAGCUGUUCUUGAACCUUCUAAGGAAACCAGACCAGCUGUUCUUGAACCUUUAAAGAAGACCAGACCAGCUGUUUUUGAGCCCUUAAAGAAGACCAGGCCAGCUGUGAGGAAGACUAGAUCAAUUGACUCGAUCUCGGUAGAGACCAGGCCCGCUGUACUGGAACCAGAGGUGGCUAUCUCUGAGAAAGAAACCAGGCCAGCUGUUGUUGAAUCAGUGGAGACAAAACCUGCUGUUCUGGAACCAACUGAAACCAGACCAGCUGUCUUAGAACCAUCAAAGGAGACCAGACCAGCUGUUCUUGAACCAUCAAAGGAGACCAGACCAGCUGUUCUUGAACCAUCGAAAGAAACCAGACCAGCUGUUUUAGAACCAGUUGAAACCAAACCAGCUGUUCUUGAACCAUCGAAAGAAACUAGACCAGCUGUUUUAGAACCAGUUGAAACCAAACCAGCUGUUCUAGAACCUGUGGAGACCAAACCAGAUGUGUUAGAACCAGCGGAGGAUUAUGUAUUCGGUAAUUCAUUGGGUGAACUAAGGAUUGGCCUAAGUUGGUAUCCACACGCCAGCUUUGUCGGUCAGGAACCAGCUGUCCCAGAGGAGCCAAUUAAGCAGACCAAACCAGCUGUCCCAGAGGAGCCAAUUAAGCAGACUAAACCAGCUGUCCCAGAGGAGCCAAUUAAGCAGACUAAACCAGCUGUCCCAGAGGAGCCAAUUAAGCAGACUAAACCAGCUGUCCCAGAGGAGCCAAUUAAGCAGACCAAACCAGCUGUCCCAGAGGAGCCAAUUAAGCAGACCAAACCAGCUGUCCCAGAAGAGCCAAUUAAGCAGACCAAACCAGCUGUCCUUGAGUAACAACUCAACAAAGUCGGUCCCCUUCCCUACAGAACACACAAAACAAGUUAAUCAUCUACAACCUUGAAGAACAUGCAAGAACCUUAUAAUCUGUCACAACCUAUGAUACCAUUGAAAUUUUGCCUCAGACCUUCACCGUCUCUCACGAAGCAAUCAAGCGUAUAGAACCUUGUUCUGUAAGCUUACACAGCUUUGCAUAAAGUUAAUCAUUCUGCUGACAGAAGUAAUUUUGAACAAUAUUGUAAAUUCUAAACAACAUUUUCUGUGUAAAAUGUAGAAAAUAGGUACAUCAAAAUUACCAUAAGGAUUACUAUAAAGUAUGCAUUGCAUUAACCAAUUACCAUUGAUGUGAUACAUAAAAUAGUACCUAUGAAGAUGUAUUCUAGUGUAAUCAAGGACGUCCACUGGGGGGCUGGGGCGGCUAUUGGGCCCCCAAACUCUGUUUGCCCUCCUCAAGAUUUGGCUUGACCCCUCCCCACACCGACUGAUUUUUUUUCAUACCAAACCAAACUACGCCUAUGUUGGUCCAGUUAUAGCUUAAGAAUGCCCCUAUUUUUUUUUCCACGUCGCUCACAAACCCACCCUUGCCCUCCCACCCCCUACUCCCCCCAAAAAUGAAAUUAUACACUGAGUGCAAUAAACAUAACAAGAUUUUUU